Sorex araneus (European shrew) is the source of this 611-nucleotide messenger RNA. RefSeq names its product coiled-coil-helix-coiled-coil-helix domain containing 5 (gene CHCHD5). The record is from RefSeq and is a predicted model, not a curated record. The transcript is spliced from 4 exons. Bases 153 to 482 code for a protein of 109 amino acids. NCBI's taxonomy places the organism in Eukaryota, Metazoa, Chordata, Mammalia, Eulipotyphla, Soricidae.
GCGCCCCCCGCGGCGAGGGCUUAAAGGGACCGCGCUGGCGGUGUCCGGGGAGGGAGAGCGGACCCGGCGGGAGGGGCGGGGCGGGGCGGGGCGGGGCUCCGCGAGCGGAAGGGGCGGGGCGGCCCGUGACGUCUGGAGCGGCCGGCCUGGACAUGCAAGCCGCCCUGGAGAUCACCGCCCGGUACUGUGGCCGCGAGCUGGAGCAGUAUGGACAGUGUGUGGCCACCAAGCCCGAGUCCUGGCAGCGCGAUUGCCAUCACCUCAAGAUGAGCAUUGCCCGCUGCACAUCCUCCCACCCCAUCAUCCGGCAGAUCCGCCAGGCCUGUGCUGAGCCUUUUGUGGCAUUCGAGGAGUGUCUCCGCCAGAAUGAGAAGGCCGUGGGCAACUGUGCCGAGCACGUGCACCGCUUCCUGCAGUGCGCCGAGCAGGUGCGGCUGCCCCCGUCACCCGUGGGGGAGGCCCCGCCACUUCCUGCCUCCUGAAACUGUUGAAGGAAAACUAGACAUUGUACCUCCACCGAGAAGAGUGGCCAGAUGGGGUCUAGGGGCCAUGGACAUGGGCCUGGUUUCCUGGACAUCGGGACUCACAGUAAAUAAAGAAUUUGUCUGCCA